Molecule: messenger RNA, 1632 nt
Organism: Seminavis robusta
Lineage: Eukaryota; Bacillariophyta; Bacillariophyceae; Naviculales; Naviculaceae
Source: the annotation of a GenBank genome assembly
AUGGCCAGCUUUCUUGCUCGGCCAUGUUCCGGUUCAUUCCAGUACAACAAGUUGGUGAAUCACUACUUCUCAUGGGUACUAAUUAGCGAUGUUGUGGGCAUUUUCUUGCCACCAAAGCGCCGUCAUUGGGUGAACCUCUUCCGAGUAUCCGAGAGUUUUGUGUUUGUAUACACGACAAUAACGCUCCAUUUCCUAGAGUUGGAGGAGCCACGUCUGGCUUUCCAGUUUCGACUUGGAGUUUCCUUGGUUCGAUUGAUCCAUGCAGCAUUCCUUUUGUACAAGUACAAGACAAGUCUGGUGCAACUCUGGGCGCUCCCUAGUUGCCUCCGAGACAUCUUCCAAAGUGAAUUUGUGCUGGAGGGAACAGAAUAUGUUUUUUAUGGCUUUGUGCCUUUCUUUCUUGGAAGUAUGCUACUCCCAAACCUUUUGUACCUAUCUCACUACAACUAUGAUGUGGCAAGCUUGGAUGCUAUUUUGACCCACAUGCAAGGCAGUGAGAGUGUCAAUGUCCAUUUCAAGAAACUCAUCUUUUUGAUUCUUAUACCAUCGGCAAGGAACAGAGCUGUGGCUUCCUGGUUUGUGUUUGGUGCAUUUUCUAUUCAAUGGGUCAUAAUGCUACCAAUGUUUGCACUGGCACCAAUUCCAUACAUGCACAUUGUGGCAGAAAUUGUCUUUUUGAUGGAGGCUGUUUUGCUCACUCGAGAGUGGUGGCAUCAAAAGUCGGAAACAGGAAAGCUGAAGGACUCAAAUCAUGAAUCUGAAGAGCUAGCUACAAUUGAGAGUGAUCUUCCUCUUGUUGGAUUUGAUUGGGGUUUCACCAUACUGAUUGAAGUGGCCAACAUGGCCAGCUGCCUUGCUCGACCAUCUGCUGGUGAUUUCCAGUAUAACAAGUUGGUGAAUCAUUAUAUCUCAUGGCAGCUGAUUACGGAUGUUCCAGGUCUUCUCUUGCCACCCAAGCGCCGUCACUGGGUCAACCUGUUCCGGGCACUAGAGAGCCUUGUGUUGCUCUAUACCACAAUAUAUCUCAAAGUGCAAAACCUGGAAAAGCCAGGACUGGCUUUUCAAACGAGACUUGGGGUAUCCGUGGUUCGCUUGAUCCAUGCCUCAUCACUCCUGUACAAAUACAAGACAAGUUGGGCACAAAUCUGGGCAUUGCCAGGUUGGCUCCGAGCCAUGAUCCAAAGCGACUUUGUGCUGGAGGCAACACAGGGGGUGGCACACAUCUCCAUCACUUUCUUUCUCGGCAGUAUUCUACUCCCACACCUUUUCUACAUCUCCCACUUUAACUAUCAAGUGGCAAGUUUGGAUGCCAUUUUGACCAACCUUCAGGCUGGCUUUUGUGUCAAUGUGCAGCUCAAAAAGCUGCUCUACCUGAUGCUCAUGAACUCGGCCAUGAAUAGAGCUGGAGCUUCCUGGUUCACUUUUGGUGGAUUUGCCAUUCAAUGGGUCAUCAUGCUGCCAAUGUUUGUGUUGGCUCCAAUUCCAUACAUACACAUUGUGGCAGAAAUUGCUUUUUUGAUUGAUGCCCUUUUGCUGACUCGAGAGUGGCAACAUCACAAGCAGAACACAAAGUUGAAAGACUCGAAUCAUGGAUUUGACGAGCAAGUCCCACUGUCGAGUACCGACAAGUAA